AUGUCCAGCUCAUAUUUUACUCCCGCGAGGCCUCCUCCAGACGGAUUGGUCUCUAACUUCGUGAACCCCACUAGCUGCGGUACCAAGUUUAUUGUCGUGAAUUGCAUUUUCCUACCAAUUGCCUUUCUUUCCAUAGCAAUUCGCGUGUGGACUCGCACGUUCGUCACGCUGGUUGAACUGGGGAUGGGGCGGCACAUGUGGGAUGUCCUCAUGAGCAACUACUCACCAAAGCUUCUCCAGCUUAACCUUUCCGCUGCGAUCUUUUACAAUGCAGGAACUGGGUUUCUAAAGGUGUCUGUUUUGCUUUUCUACAUACGCAUUUUCCCCAGUAGCAAUCUCCACAUUGCUGUUUGGGUACUUAUUUUCAUUGCAGCGGGAUACAAUAUCGCGGGGGUGCUGGCCAAUAUAUUCAGCUGUAACCCCAUUAACAAAACCUGGGACGUGCACAUCUUUUACGGCACGUGCAUAAAUAGACCUGUCUUCUACUUUGUCAACGCUGGUCUAGGCAUUGUCACGGACUUUGCCACGACCAUGGAUACGGCCGUUACAAAUGCCGUCCCGACAGAAGAUUGCUAUUUUUUGUAUUCUAGCUAUGGGAUGCUUGUGAGUUCAGCGCAAAGUCUGUGGUCUACAUCCGUUCUGAUUAAUAUAGCUUCGUAUUCUGAAAUGGCGCUGACAAAAUCAGGGACCUCCGUCGAGGCUUUACUCUGGUGCCUUAUUGAACUUGACCUGGGAAUAACCGGAGCCUGCUUGCCAGCCAUGAGACCAUUUGUUCGAAAGUAUUUCCCCCGACUGCUAGGUCUAUCAGCAAACAGUAGUAGCGGCGACCACCAUCCUUCGCCGUACGAUCAGAACUUGUAUCUCCUCCACCCGGUUUCACGCACUAGACAAGCAGCACUUCUGUAUCCGAAUUACCAAUAUCCCCUCCCCAGGACCAACGGAAAAUCUUUGAGCCAAGAACAGAUCUUCCCACAGGCAGCAGAGUGA
Messenger RNA from Penicillium lagena, 987 nucleotides. RefSeq lists its product as uncharacterized. Bases 1 to 987 code for a protein of 328 amino acids. NCBI's taxonomy places the organism in Eukaryota, Fungi, Ascomycota, Eurotiomycetes, Eurotiales, Aspergillaceae. The transcript has 5 exons. The record is from RefSeq and is a predicted model, not a curated record.